This is a messenger RNA of Maniola jurtina (meadow brown), 11120 nucleotides long. Its product is annotated as phospholipid-transporting ATPase VD. Gene Ontology annotation, molecular function: ATP hydrolysis activity; magnesium ion binding; ATPase-coupled intramembrane lipid carrier activity. The record is from RefSeq and is a predicted model, not a curated record. Gene Ontology annotation, cellular component: plasma membrane. Gene Ontology annotation, biological process: phospholipid translocation. Bases 412 to 4437 code for a protein of 1341 amino acids. The transcript is spliced from 16 exons. Lineage: Eukaryota; Metazoa; Arthropoda; Insecta; Lepidoptera; Nymphalidae.
GUUUCGUUUCGUAUCACGUCAAUGCCGUCGCCCGUCACGGCCGUCAGUGUCAGUCGGUCGGUCAACUUUACAAGUUUGCUUGUUUUUGAGUUCGUCUUGUGCACACUUCGCAAUCGAAUGUUUUCUUCGCGGCGGUCAAAUAUUUACUGUUAUUUGUCUCUAAGUUCGCUCAUCUAAACAUGUGCAUUAUACGGCUUUCUAAAUUAUACAACGCUUUUUGUGUACAUCCAAAACAGGACCACGAGUGAUGUGUAACAAAGUGAACAGAUGAUUUCAACCCAUAUGCUUCGACUUCACGACACGUUCUCUUUAGUUUUAUCGAGAGCAAAUAAAUAUACGGUCGGCCGCACCAAAUACCGCGAUUUUAAAUGAGAAGCAAAAGCGAGCCGAACGUCCUUCAGAUGAGUAAAAAUGUCAACAGAAGGAAGCGGAGAGACUCCUGCAGCCGUGCCGAGUUUGCCAGGCGCACCGGAACAAACUUAUCUCUUUCCGAAAUCGAAAGGUCACUCGAGAUCGGUAAGUCAUGGAGGGACGCCUAUGUUGGGGAAUACCGCUGGCGCGCGGCCGGCGCUCAAGUCGGCGAUGCGGGGCCACCAGCGCGCGCUGUCGCACGGCCAGAUCGGCGAGGGGCCUCGCGCGGCCUCCGGGCCCUGCCACAGCCGCACCGGUAGCCGCACGGACUUCAUUCUGCCCCCGGGCCACCGCGAGCCGCUCCCGGCCAGCGCUCAGCCUCGCUUGGCGUCGGUGCGCGGGCACUCGCGGCAGGCGUCGCGCUCGGACUCCAUCUACACGCUGCGGCGCGCCUCCGUGGUGACGCCGUGGCGCCGCGCCGUGUUCUGGCUGAUGCGGCGCCAGCAGCCCGCCGUCGACAACCGCCACCUCAUCGUCAUCCCCAACCACCUCAUCCCGGACAAAACCCCCCCGAAAGAUCACCCCAACGGACAGAGAUGCAACAACAAAGUCAGGACUACCAAGUAUACGCUGCUCUCAUUCCUACCCAAAAACCUAUUCGAACAGUUUCAUAGGAUUGCCAAUGUGUACUUUAUAUUCAUAGUGUUGUUAAACUGGGUGCCAGCAAUCAAUGCUUUUGGCAAGGAAAUAGCCAUGCUGCCUGUGUUGUUUGUGCUCGGAGUGACUGCCAUCAAAGACUUGUUUGAGGAUCGCCGCAGGCACUUGUCUGACAAGAGAAUUAAUAAUUCUUUCUGCAGAGUCUAUAAAAAAUCAGUAGAGAGGUACGUGCGAGUGAAAUGGAGGGACGUGCGAGUGGGAGAUCUAGUCCACCUGUCGAACAACGAGGCUGUGCCAGCAGAUAUGGUGCUGCUCCACUCUUCAAACCCUCUGGGUAUCUGUUAUCUAGACACUUGCAAUCUAGAUGGCGAAACAAAUUUAAAACAGAGAGUGGUAGCGCCUGGAUUUAGAGAAAAGCGAUUAGAAUUUUCACCGAUGAAGUUUAGAAGUUCCGUAGAAGUAGAAAGACCAUCAACAAAAAUAUAUAGGUUUACUGGCACGAUAUCCCACCCGAAUGGAGUUCGUGUUCCACUCAACUCAGAAAAUCUAUUACUAAGGGAGUGUACGAUAAAAAACACAGAUUACGUUGAAGGCAUCGUAGUAUACGCAGGUCACGAAACGAAGGCUAUGCUCAAUAACGGGGGGCCAAGGUAUAAAUGUUCUAAAUUAGAAAAAAAGAUGAACACAGACGUUAUAUGGUGUGUUCUCGUCCUUUUAUUUCUGUGCUGCGCUGGAGCAGUCGGCUGCAAAGUGUGGUUGGACGAAUACAGUCAACUUCCUUCAAAGUACACGCCGUUCAUUCCCUACACAGGCAAACCAGCGUACGAGGGCCUGCUCAUAUUUUGGACUUACAUAAUAGUGCUGCAAGUUAUGAUACCAGUAUCUCUAUAUGUUACCAUAGAAAUGACCAAACUAUUACAAGUGUACCAUAUACAUCAGGACGUUGAAAUGUAUGAUGUAGUUACGAAUACAAGGACAGAAUGUCGAGCUUUAAAUAUCACUGAGGAGCUGGGACAGAUUACUUACUUAUUUAGCGAUAAGACAGGGACAUUGACAGAAAACAAGAUGGUGUUCAGACGGUGUACAGUCAGCGGGGUAGACUACGACCAUCCGCCGGGUCCGGAGCCUGAGCCUUCAUCUAUCCUGCCUCCCAUCGUAACCCCUUUAACGAAAGUGUCCCCGAACAGAAGAAUGCUCCAACAUCUACUUGAUAGCAAUGACGCUCAACAUACACAAAAGGUCCGCGAGUUCCUGCUGAUCCUCGCCGUGUGCAACACGGUGGUGGUGAGCCAGCCGCACGUGGACGACACGCAGCUCUCCAGCUCCAACAGCGACAACUUCCGCAACCUGAAAACCUCGCGCUCCAACGGCACGCUCCGGACCAACGACAAGUACGCUAGAUUAACUGAAUCUCGGUCCACCACGCCGUCGCCGCCGCCUUCCACCACGUCGCCGCUCCGCCUGCGCCUGCCCAGACUACCCUUCGGCAGUCGCGACGACACCUCCUCGGAACCCAGCACGUCCGCUGAAGUACAGCUAGCACGCUUCGAGGCUGAAAGUCCGGACGAACUGGCGCUAGCAGAGGCCGCCUUGGCGUACGGCUACGAGCUCCGCGGCAGAUCUCCCGACGACGUGGAGCUCGGUAUACGCGGCGAGCUGUCGCGGAUGAAGGUGCUCCGCGUGCAGCAGUUCGACUCCAACAGGAAGUGCAUGUCCAUCGCGUUGAGGACUCCUACUGGACAGGUAGUUCUAUACGUCAAAGGCGCCGACAGCACAGUACUAGGCGCGUUGACCCCAAUGCGGGCAGGAUCAGCGGAAGCGGCCGCCUUCGAGAGGACCAAGUCUCUGUUGUCGGAAUACUCGCGCGCGGGUUUACGCACGCUGGUGAUGGCCAAGCGCACCAUGUCGCCCGCGCUGUGGGAAGAGUGGCUGGCGGGACAUACGCGUGCCUCUGAAAUUGGCGAAGGUAGAGAAAAACGUAUUCGCGAUUCGUUAGCGAGGUUAGAAAGCGCGUUAACUCUCGUUGGAGCGACGGGCGUCGAGGACCGUCUACAAGAGGCCGUGCCCAGAACCGUGCGGGCUUUGCUAGACGCCGGCAUCGUAGUGUGGGUUCUGACGGGGGACAAGCCUGAAACGGCGAUCAACAUUGCGUAUUCCGCUGCGUUGUUCUCUCAGAGCGACCGGCUGCUGCAUUUAAUGUCUCGCGACAAAGAACAUGCAGAGUCGACGAUAAAAAGCUACUUAGAAAACGGCGUAGUCGAAGCCGGUGUAGGUCGAGCCUUGGUUGUGGACGGAAGAACCCUAACUUAUAUCCUGGACCGACGCUCUGGACUGGUGGCGCCCUUCCUGUCGCUGGCCAAACGAUGUUCCGCUGUGUUGUGUUGCAGAGCCACGCCAUUACAGAAGGCCUACAUUGUCAAGGCAGUGAAGGAAGAACUAGGAGUAACUACGCUGGCGAUUGGAGACGGUGCCAAUGAUGUUUCGAUGAUUCAAACAGCUGACGUCGGAGUCGGUCUGUCGGGGCAGGAGGGCAGGCAAGCCGUGAUGGCCUCGGACUUCGCGCUGUCGCGGUUCAAGUUCAUCGAGCGCCUGCUGCUGGUGCACGGCCACUGGUGCUACGACCGCCUCGCGAGGAUGAUCCUCUACUUCUUCCUCAAGAAUGCCACAUUCGUGUUCAUAGUGUUCUGGUACCAGCUGUACUGCGGCUUCUCGUCCUCAGUCAUGAUCGACCAGAUGCACCUCAUGGCGUACAACCUCGCCUUCACCGCAUUCCCUCCUAUCGUCAUAGGAGCCUACGAUCGCGUGGCGCCGGCAGGGCUGCUAACCGAGAGGCCCGGGCUGUACAGCGCUUCGAGGCGUGGUCUCGCGUACCGAGCGCAUUCCUACUGGCUCGUACUGGCCGAAUCGCUGUACAUUAGUGUGGUGAUAUUCUUCACGUGCAAGUACGCCUACACGGAUACUGACGUGGACAUCUGGCUCUUCGGCCUCUGCAACAUGACGUGCUGUCUCGUCGUCAUGCUGGUCUACGUCGCCAUUGAGACGCGCAGUUGGACGGUGAUCCACCUGCUAGCGCUGACAGGGUCUUUGGGCGCGUUCUUCGUGCUGACGCUGCUGUACCAGACGAUAUGCGUGUCGUGCUUCCGCCUGCCCUCCACGCACUACGUCAUGCACCACGCGUUCGUGGAUCCCAUCUACUGGCUCGUGCUCAUCCUCACCACUGUCACCUCGUUGGCGCCCAGGUUGGCAUACCAUGCAGCACGUAACUCCGUGCGUCCGGGCGCGCUCGGCCGCGCGGUGCUGGCGCGGAGGCGUCGCGCGAGGCCCUACGCCGCGCACUACCACACGCCCUCUGCCUCUGCGCACGUCUACAGGCCGACGGACGAGGACGGGCUGCAGAAGCCGCAAGCAGAGGUCACGGCGAUCACGUGACGGCGCCCGUGACGUCACACACUCGCUUACAUUUAACCCUAGGCUGUGAUCUGUCGUAGAACUAAUGUAUAGUAACAUAGAGUAGGACACCGUGCUUCUACAACGCGGGACCAAUGCGUCAGUCGCCGGGGGUGCGCCGCCGUGCCUUCCAACUUCCAUGUCAUACUAGAAUUAUUGAUGCGUUUACAUACUUGAGGAAAAAUAUAGACAGAUUUCGCGAACAAAAUAUGUAUUCAUAAUGGCUGACAUGACGUAUACCGACGGAGUAGUGGGGUCUUUUUGAUAUCUACCUAAUCUUAGCCUUAUGACCUUUGACAUAUGGUUGAAAAUGAUAUACCGAAGAGAAAACAUGGAAAACCGCGUGCUGUCCUUGUGGUAAAGGAAAUGAAGCUUAAUUUGAAUUGUUAUUAAUUUAGAAAGAUGAAGAGCCUCGGAUCUGUAAUGUGACAAUGACACACACCCCUAGUACGAGAUUGAAAUUAGAAAAUGAAAAUUGAUAUCGAGCUGAAUGAAGAAUCAUUCAGCUACACGCAACACCAUAGAGAGAGCUCGGUAAUCACUCAGCUUACUAACUUUAUUAUAACUGACGCAAACUAUUCGAGAUGUGUUCAUACUAGAGGCAUAGUCUCUUCUCAGACGACAUUAUGGUGUCUCGCUUUACUGUCUAUAUUUAAUCCUUUGGUUUAAUUUAUUUAAUUCUAAUUCUACUCCAUCUACGUUUAUUACUGGCAUGCUAUUGGUAAAUAAACGCAGAGUGGAAAUGCAUUACUAAUAGGUACCUAGAUAAAUAGCCUGUUGUAUGCAAGGACUGAGUUUCACAGAGAUCUGCCGGUUUUGUUGACCUCAAAGUCUUAUUCAAUUCAGUAUUAUUGAAACGUCAACUCGAGUAUAUUGAUGCUAUUUGAAUAUUCGAGCAUUCAACUAUGUUUAAUAAGCCUUUGAAAUAGUUACUUACUUCAAUGGUUAGAAUGAAUAUGAGUUAUACUGCUUACAAAAAUUACAAUCAGAAAAGUAACCUUACACCCAUAAUUUUUGCAAAUAAAGAUAUUAGUGUUCAGGAAUCCAGCUUUCAUUUAUGGUUAUGUUUAAAAUCUUUAAACUCAUCGACCAGUUUACUAUAUUUGUGAUCAUAUAACCAUUAAUACUACAUUCGUUUUCAAAUAAAAGGCUGCGGUCGUGUACACUUAGCCCUAAUUAAGCCUUGAGGUAGUUUUUGAGUAUACAAAACUUCUCACUUAAGUUUUGACGCAAAAAAUUACUCGAGGCUCUGCACAGUGGUUUCAGAAACCGCUGCGUUCUUUCGUGUUCAUUUAUGUUUGUGUGAUAGAGAUUGUAACCUUGACUGUAGAGUGAGGUAUUUUUGUAUGAGCUCGUGUGAACUAGACAAUCUGGCUUCCUUCGUGUCAUAGCUUGUAGCGUACUUGCCUUGUCGGAGACUGAACGCGUUUAGGCAUCCUCAUCUCGCCUUAACUUAUAACUUCUGAAUGUAUGACGUAUCUACGGUUACCUAUUUAAUCUUUGAGGUAGUUUUUAAACUCAAUGUACUUUCUGGCGCCUUUCGAAUCACUGAUAAUAUUUUCAUUAGGUAAGUAGUUCUUUGUAAUAUCUUGUUGAUAAUCGAUUAACAUGAGGGCAUUAUUCGAUUUGAGAUAUUGUCGUUUAUAUUUUUCAGAAGUUAUUCGAUUUGGUUCAGAAUGUGAGAAAUACACUUGUUGCGAUGUGUUCAAAAAAUAUCACAUUCCAUUUCCUUCUAAGUUCUAACCCUUAUUUUUAUGCGGCAUGCCGUCUCGUUCUGUAGGAAAAUAUUAAGGAUAAAAUAAAAUACAUUGUUAUCAGCUUGUUUUAUUGGAGUUACAAGAAUACAAAUAGCGUACAAAAGCUCGAUUAACAAGUAUUACAAAGUGCCUUGCCUACAAGCGACCAGUGUAUUUCCCGCUCACGACUCUGCCUAUGUCUAGACUCUAGAUGAUUCCUAAAGAUUUGACUAUUUUUAAUACUGUUUCUAGUUGUACAUACAUUAAAAAUAUAUAUAUUUCUACAAUGGAUAAUUGUUAUAUGUACAGUAGGAUAUUUUUAUAUACCUAAAUAAAAUAUUUGUGUAAAUAUACUUUGUAUGUUCUAAGACUGUUGUUUAUUUUAGAGCUUUUAAUUUGUUGAGUUUAGUUAAAAAGUAAUUACUAAAUAGGGUAUCGAUGAAAUAUGUAUUUUCCAGUCAUAUUGAUACUUCGCUGUAGUGUCUGGGCAUCUUGCCAUAAUAAUAAUUAUAAUAUUGAACAUUAAGACCCGCUUGUUGGAAAGUAGAGUCGUUUGCUACAACAGUGCGCGUGGACUCUGGCACCUGCCGCUAAAUGAUCGCUACGUAUAGUUCGUUUCACGUGAAAAGAGCAGAGCUUGUACCUGCGCAGUGGGUGAUUCAUUGAUUUCGAGCAUCUAUACCCACGGCCGCAUUGGUUAAUUCCGUCACCUUUCACUUUCGCGGAUUGUAGGUAAGACCAGUACAAGCGCAUACACAAGCACUGACGUAUCGCCAUUCCUGCAGCCCAUUCGGUUCUUCUGAAACAAACUAUACGGCAGUCUGUACGAUUUCACGUUAGACCAUGCCACUUCGAUGCGCGAACCAUUCAUGGAUUGGAAUUUUACACGAAGAAAUGUAAUUUGGACAGGGCUCGGAAGACUCGAAUAUGGCACGGUCUAAUGUGGCUUUUGACCGCGCUCAAGCCCGCACGGUCUAACGGGAGUAAUCCCUAAAGCGCGUUCAUACUCGCCUAGUUCGUCGGUAAUAUAGCGCUUGGAUUAACUGAUAUCCGUAUGACUAGCCUGGCUAAUCGAAGUUUAUAGUCUAAGCGCGAUCUCCACAAAUUCCGCUUAGCGGCUAAUGUGUUAUCGUUUCUAAUGAAAGUUAAAGGUCCUUCUUCCAAAGUGGCUGUAAAUCAAAACUUGUAAUAAAACUGUUACAAUAUAUUUCAUAGUAAUUCAAAUCAUGUAAUUAAUUAUGAACUUUGAUAUUUUAACAGAUAUUUGACGAGUGUUCAAAAAUUGGCAUAUCUCACAAUAUCUGCAUCACAAAUAUUUGACAAUAUGUAUUUAAAAUUUAAAUAGUAAAUCUAUGUCUAGUUACAAUGAGGUAGUAAUUUGUCUUAAUGUCUGACCAUAAUAUACCCUAUACCUAAGCGAGAGCCAUUAGGACGCGAGGGGAUUUGGUUAUGCCGAUUUUUGACACUAUUAAUAAUGAUUUAUUUGUUUAUAGUCUAGCAACAAAUUAUAAUUUUUAGACGUCAAAUAACAUAGUGAUACUUUAAUACGCAUUAGCGCGAUUUAAUGUAAACUCGGACUAUAGAUUGAGAUAUAUAUUAUGUAGAAUAUAUUUUGUAGAACUUACUACGGCUAAACUUGGGCGGUAAAUAUAAGAGCUAUAUUCUAUUCGCGGAAAGAAGUUAGUAGAGCAAUAAUUUUCUCUGUCACGUAAUUCCAUACAAAUGAUACAGGCAAAAAUCUGUGGGCGCUUCGAGUCACCAACGUUCUAAUGUUUUUGGAAGUAUGUUUGUUUGUGAAGAAAUGUAAAUCUCAGUGUGCUAUAAUAACUAUAUUGAGUCACAUUGAAAACAUUCCAAAUUCAAUUCGUAAACAUAGCUUCGUUUGUGAUUGGUUGGUGACUAAAAAUGGUUAACGUCCACUGAGAUUUUUGUCUCUAUCAUUUGUAUGGGAUUACGUAACAGGUGCUAUACUAAGUUCUUGCCGCGGAUAGAGUAGUUUCGAACCCAUCCUUAAUCAUGCCGAAGACUGCGGGCGGCGUUCGGAACGAGUCAGGCAUACACCGACCACAGUUGGAUGUCUCGUGUAAAAUCAUAUCUUUUUAUAGUCUGAGGUAACAAGAAACCAAUGAUUUAAUUUGCCAUAAUCAAGUAAACUAUAGUAAAAACAAUGCAUUUUUUCGUUUUUUUUUUUUUUCAAACAUUUUAAACUAUAUUUUAGGCAUUUAAUUGUAAAAAAAGCUAUACUUUCAGUGUUCAGAAUAUUAUGUUAGUUACCGUUUUGUAUUAUAAAAAGCGUGUAAUCAAACAGUAUUUUAAAUUAAUUCGCCUAGUCCUAUCAACGAAUAGUUUCGCUAUUUUUAUCAACUCGUGGAACAAUACGUGCCACGAAGAAUGAGCGAUACGACUGCUUGUGCAAUGGUCCGAUAAAUUGAGUCGAAGAACCGUUGUUCAAGGAUUCGGAUCAGAAGCCUUGGUAUAAGAUUUUAAAUCUCACCGUUAAUAGAAUCAAGGCAGUUAAGGACCAUUUUACUUAAAAGCUAGUGUUUCGACUCUAAAAUAUGUACUAUCAACGUUGGUGAGAAGUAAAAUCUCAUACUGAGGGUACAGAUCAUGCAUAGUGGUUUGUCAGUCACUGGUUGCACCGUGAUAUUGAGCUUGAUUCGCCUUGCUUGACUAGAAUAACGACAGUGCAUUUUUAACUUUCAUGGAAAGCUGUAGUCGUUUGAAAUCGAUCUUCCUGCAUUUUAGACGUUUUUAAAACGUAUAAUGGCAAAUAUUAUUUAAUAUAAGUAUGAUUUAAACUUAUUGGCGAUCGAGAAGUUAGUCACAGAGACAUAUUUUCCAUUAGUCUUUCCUUACAGCUUACUUCUCAGUCGCUAAAAAGAUUGAAUCAAACUAUACUUGCCCUGUUUUCUUAGUUAUAUGCAUCCGACAUCCGUACCUCGUAUUAUUUUUCAUUGGUUUAAGAUCAAGUAUCUCCUAGAAAAGGAACUAGUCCCUAUGAAUCUGCUCGGGAUUCAAACUCGCUAUCCCCAACACUAGUUACAAAUACGAGUAGCUUUUAAAAUGACAGAUUCGGACUUGCAGACUUAAGAUGUUAUGUAAACCAAACUUUAUGCCUACCAACACUUGCGAGUCACUGUGCACAGUCAAACGAAAGUUGCAAAUUCAGAUUAAAAGGUUUGGUAAUAAUUAUAGUAUUUUAUUGUAUGGACGCGGACGCGAUGUACGGAUGCGCCCGCAUUUAGUGUGUAUGAAGACAACGCAGAAACAAGCACUGUGGUGACUAGAAAAUACAUUUAUAUUCAUAGGUGUUGUUUUAUAAUAAUAAUAACAAAAUAUUUAAUUUCAUUACAAAACUUGUUUUAUUUUCCGCCCUGAAAACUUUUCAAAGUAGUUGCUAUUUAAACAGAAGUGGCAAGCGACGGAAAUAUAAUAUUGGUCCGUUCAUACAGCAUUAUUAUAAUGAAGUAUUCCAAAAGUUGCUAAUAAACGUUACUGCAAACAAGACGUGUUUUUAUGCAAAGGAUAGCUAUUAGAAUCUGGCCUACUAGACUGGAAAAGCGCGGCUAAUUCAAAACAAUAUGUUAAUCAGUAUGGCAGCCCCAAUAAAUAGACCUGGAAUAACCUAUUUUGACAGAACAGAAAUUCAAAUAAAGGAAUUGUAAAGUAUCAAAAUAAGUCAGGUCUGUUAAUUUUGAACAUACCGCGCUUUUCCAGUCUCUGUUUUCGUUUGGCUGACUAGCUACCAAGUUUAAGAACACGCCUGUAACGUCUUUAGCAGUGACGCAUUCGUACUUUAUGCGUUAGCAUAAAGGCGUUAAUCGUUUCGCUAAUUUAACAAUAAUAUAAAUUCAAAGACUUGGCAUGGCGGUGACGCCAUUCGCACCCACGUCGAUAUUUCAAACUUCAUACGGCAAAUGGUACUGAUUCUGAUCGCAACUAAAUUUUAAAGUAUUCUCGUCUUUUUCUUACCAAUUUUAUAAGAAAAAGACAGACAAACUUAAUUUAAUAUAAAACUGUCAAAUCUCAUGACUAGAUGUCAGUCGUGAGCCUAAGUAUUGUUUAGUAGCACUAAAAUUUAUGGUAUUUAAUUUAUAAUUCAUCUUCCGUCCUACUGUAGCAAUAUUAAAAAGAAAAAGAUGCAGAUACUUUAAAUUUAGUCUAGAGAAAAACAUCAGAAUCGGCGCCGAAUCGAAUAAUGAAGCGGACAUAUCUGCGCCUCGACACUUCUGUAUAAAGCGCGCCUUAGAUAACCUUAUUGGCUAAAUUAAUCGUAAUAUUAUUUGGCUAGUGUUGAGGUCUUUUGAGUAUGAUAUAAUUUGUUAGUAUUGGAGAUUCCAGAUAUGUUAAGACACAAACCAUUUUUCAUCAAAAUAUUAAAUACACAAUGGUAUAUUUUGGUAGUGCAAAAACCUCUAAACUGCAUUGAAUUAAAAAACUUCUAAACUUCAUUGAAAAGACGAUGAUAACCGAAAAAUAGUGGUUUCAUCUUAUACUAUACUCUAUCCACGGAAAAAAGUAAAAAUCUCUCUCUGUUACAUAAUAAUCCCAUAUAAAUGACAGAAACGAAAAUCUCAGAGGGCUUUGUUAAGCAUAUUGACUCACCAACCAAUCACAAACAUGUUUUCAAAAAACAUUCGAUUCGUAAACAAAGUUAUGUUUGCGAUUGGUUGGUGGAUCAAAAUUGUUAACACCCACUGAGAUUUUCGUCCCUGUCAUUUGAAUACACGUAACAGAGAGAUCCUCACACUAACUUCUUGUGGAUGGAGGUUUAGUUUGGUGAUUUUUGUACAACCAAAUUGGCACUAACGUAAAAUUAAUGUUUACCGAGCAGAAUGUUAGAAGUUCCCUAACUACAUUAAUUAGCAUAAAAACAAUUUUCCAAUCACAUUUAUAAUCAUAAAAGCAUCGGAACUUUAAUAUAUU